UCCUUCAAUCACUUCGCCGAGGAUGGGAAAUGCGAACUCAGUGCCUCAGUGUUCGACCCAUGCAUUGCAUCGUCUAGCCUUUUCAAGAAAACAUAUUUGCAGAGGACACGAGGAUGGGAACAUUUCACCAUGCUUGUUCUUAAUAAAGGAAAGUCCCAAUGUUGCACUGAACAAGCUUACCAGAGAAACUCAACCGGAUACGCUCCUCUGCCAGACAUGCCAGAUGGGGAGUAUAACCUCUACCCUGGCACUCCACGUCAAACCGUUAAGCCUGCCAAUUUUUUCUGCCACCGUUAUAAGGACGAAACGCCUGGAUAUUACAGAGAUUACGUAAACUUGACAAAAAUAAAUACAUUCGCGUAUGACUCCAAGGAUGCCCCGCAGCAACUGGAAAAAUUUCGGAAAAAUCACGGCGUAACUACAUUCUCGAAGAUAAGGGUCAGUCCAAUUACUUUGAAGAUUGAUCACACUGACAAGACAUAUGCCACAACUAGUUCUCCAACAGAUGUGAAAAUAAACUAUGGAUAUGGCUUUGGAUGCAACCCCAAUUCGACCACGGCAAAGGCUAGGGUCAUUAUAGAUUUGCGGGACACCGGUUUCUCUAUUGACAAAGAUAAGACAACAAUCAAAAACUACCCCUACACAAGACGCACUGCUGAAACCUGGCUACACAGUGAUCAGUACCUCACAUACCAGUGCGAUUUAAUGCACCAAUUACCUAGUGUGACUUGGACUAGGCACUGCGGCAUUUGUAUCGCAAGUUUAUAUCUGCGAAAUAACUAGCCCAUAGUCCACUUCUAAAUUUAAGUUGAAAGUUGGCUGUAGCAUCUGCAUGCCAACCUGGCUGCAGCUUAUUGUGUUGCGAGCAAUUCGGCUACACGACAGUCAGUGAAGAAGAUAGAGACGGGGUUGUUUACUCAAGAACUUUUAAAAUAACAUUUUAUGGAUGUAUAAGAAUGGUUUAUUCAACAGUUCUAGUUGCUUACAUAUCAUUCGGUGCACCUGAGUUAAGGCCUGAUUCAAGAUUAUGAUGAUGCAUCUUGCCUUUAGACCUUUUGGUGGCACUGGUCGGCACUUCUGCAUGCCAACCCGGCUGCUGGGUUUUUGCCAAGUUAUUUCCAAUAUAUUGAACAUAUUGUCGCCAUGCCGCAGCAACAGGUUUGCCAUUUUCUGGUCUUUCUUAAAGGAUUGAUUACAAAUAUUAGGCCUAACUCUUAUCCGACGACCUACGUCAUUUUUUUCUAUUGUGAUGUUAUAGUAUUUUGUCUUCUUUUACUCUCUUGAUACUGUCACAUUGUCGUAUUACAGUCGUUUUCUCAGUAGUGUCUGUGUACUUGAGUUUGUGUUCAGAAAGCUACGCAUUUGUACAUUUCGAGUACCAACUCAUUCCCAUCCAGUGUUAAUCAAUGUUUUU
Molecule: messenger RNA, 1414 nt
Organism: Lineus longissimus
Lineage: Eukaryota; Metazoa; Nemertea; Pilidiophora; Heteronemertea; Lineidae
Exons: 4
Coding region: 130-783 (217 amino acids)
Molecular function (GO): zinc ion binding; metalloendopeptidase activity
Source: RefSeq, a predicted model, not a curated record